AACGCGUGUUUAAAAAAACUUGUUAGUUUCAGUUUUAUCCUGACAUUUUUGUCUAAUUGUCGUAUUUAUAAAAGAGUAACUUUACUAAUUUUAAAACAGUGUUCGAUUUGAAAUGUACAAAAUGUAUUCGGUGGUAAUCUUUGUUUCUCUAAGUUUAUUUCUUGAUUUUGGUGGUGCUCAAUCAGGAAAAUGUAACAAUCCACCUCCGAGUGAUAAUUUUAACGAAGAUGAUUGUGCAAAAACUCGUUAUUUUUAUGUUUACGCCGCUUCAAUCCCAUGUGAAAAUUGCUGCAUACUGCGGGAAUUACACCAAAAAUCGCCCGGCGUUUUAGAAACUAAAGAAUUUAACAGAAAAGGCCAAGAGCCGGCAGUUAAUCAAACGAUUAAGAUGAUUAAACAAGGAAAAUCACCGUUUUAUAAAAUUAAAGAUAAAAAUGGGAAAUAUUUAACUUUUUAUCUUGUAAAUGGAACGGAUUGCGGUGAAAAAUCGUUUUUGUAUACGAAGUGGGAUAAAGUCUUGUAUGUUUAUACAUCAAACCCUAACCAAGAACCAGAUUUUUUAAAUACUUUGCAAAAGAUGACUUUGGAUAUAAAAGGAUGUGAUGUAAAAUUAUAUCCUUAUAACCCCAAAGAUAACUGUAAAUAAUUUAUGUCACGUUUUUGGUCUUAAUAAAAAUGUUUAUGUUAUAUGUUAACGUAUACACACAA
Onthophagus taurus is the source of this 708-nucleotide messenger RNA. RefSeq lists its product as uncharacterized. The record is from RefSeq and is a predicted model, not a curated record. Lineage: Eukaryota; Metazoa; Arthropoda; Insecta; Coleoptera; Scarabaeidae.